Messenger RNA from Nanorana parkeri, 4602 nucleotides. RefSeq lists its product as uncharacterized. Gene Ontology annotation, molecular function: structural molecule activity. The coding region runs from base 31 to 4602 and encodes 1523 amino acids. The record is from RefSeq and is a predicted model, not a curated record. NCBI's taxonomy places the organism in Eukaryota, Metazoa, Chordata, Amphibia, Anura, Dicroglossidae. The transcript has 23 exons.
GGUCUGCUGGGCAUCAAUGAAAAACAAACCAUGCAGAUGUUGAAUGACCGUUUGUCUUCCUAUCUCGACAAAGUUAGUGCUCUAGAACAGGAGAAUGCCCAGCUGGAAAGAAACAUCAGUGAAUGGUAUGCAAACAAUGCUCCCAGUUCCCUGCCUGACUCCAGCCAAUACUUCAGGAUAAUAUCAGACCUCCAGAGUCAGAUUGCCGCUGCUACUAUGGAGAAUGCCAGAAUAGUCCUGCAGAUUGACAAUGCCAGACUUACCGCUGAUGACUUCCGUGAAAAGUAUGAGAUGGAACUGAGUAUCAGCAAUAACACCGAAGCUGACAUCAAUGCUCUGCGCAGAGUCUUAGAAGGACUCAACCGUGACAACUGUGACCUGGAAAUGCAAGUUCAGAACCUCCAGGAAGAACUGCAGGAAAUGAAGAGGAAUCAUGAGGAGGAAGCAAAUUGUCUCCGUGCUCAGCUGGGAGCCAGAGUUAAUGUAGAACUCAAUGCUGCCCCAUCCAUUGACCUUAAUAGAGCUUUGACUGAAAUUCGUGACGAAUAUGAAAACCUGAUGGAAAGAAACCUAAGCGAUGUAGAGGAUAUGUUCAGGCAAAGGAGUGAAGAAUUAAACCGUCAAGUAACGUCUGGUUCUGAGCAACUUCAGUCUGUGCAAACAGAGGUGAUUGAGCUUAAUCGCACCAUACAGACCCUUGAAAUCGAACUACAGAGCCAGAUGAGCAUGACUACAGCCCUGGAAAGCACCUUGGCAGAGACACAAGCUACCUACAAUUCUCAAAUCGCUCAGUUACAAGCUAUGAUCAAUAAUGUUGAGUGCCAGCUGACCCAAAUCAGAUCUGAUCUGGAACGUCAGAACUAUGAAUAUAAGAUCCUCAUGGACCAAAAGACUCACCUGGAGAUGGAAAUUGCUACUUAUAAACGCCUUCUGGACGGACAUAACAUCCACGUCUCAGACUAUGGCAUGUCAAGCGGAAAACAUGGGUGGAGGGUGACAGAGGAAGAUGAUCAUACUUCAGCUUCCACUUAUCAAAUGCUACUCAUAGACAAAACUAGUGCAAACAGCAAGGAAAUGCCACCCCAAGCUCCUAUCAUUGCUGACUCCUCCAGUCCUUACAUGGACAGUGCUGGAGGCUAUGACUUGUCUGGAUUCACUCAUUCAAUCGCCAUGAACCACAGAGAGAAAUACAGAUAUUCUUUAGCGAGAUCCUACAAGAAUAUAUCUCGUAUGGGUUCUCCUGUUCUUCAGAUGUCAAGCCGCCCACACCAUGGAUGUCUUACCAGAUUCAGUCAUGGAGGAUGCUCUAAAAGUACUGGACAAUCACAAUUUUUUUAUUAUGGAGAGCUCCAUGAGUCCCAUCACAGAAGAUCUUAUAUGUACGAUAAAGUAGAUUCCAAAGCAUUUGGUCAUGGAAGCUCCAAGGCUUUUCUGCAUAGUGGUCACCAUGCAACUUCAUAUGGAUGUAAAGCUCUCCAAGAUACUAAGAAUUUACCUGUGAGCCAUGGCUAUAAUGUACAUUGCCAUAAUACUUAUUUGAGAAACUCCAGGGAGUACGAUAAGUGUAAAAAUCAUAGCAUUUUUGACUUCAAUCAAAAAAAGACCAUGAUACACUUAAAUGAAAGGCUGUCUUCCUAUUUGGAGAAAGUUCAUUCUCUGGAGCAGGAUAAAGAAAGAUUUGAGAAGAAGAUUGCAAAAUGGUAUGAAAACAAUGCUCCUGGCAUGCCUGCAGACCUUAGCAAGUACUUCAAGACAAUUCAGGAGCUCCAGAAUCAGAUCUCUACAGUUUUUACAAACAAUGUGGGUAUUAUCAGGAAUAUUGACAAUGCUAGGAUGGCUGUUGAUGAAUACAAUAACAAGUAUGAGGUGGAGCUAAUUUUGAAAACCAGUAUUGAUGCUGAUGUGAAUUGGCUGCAUGCUGUUUUGGACGGGUUUAAUGACCAGUCAGUUAAACUGGAUUCUGAGGCUGACAAACUUCAGCAAGAGAUGUUGAAGAUAAGGAGGGACAGUGAGCAGGACAUAAACUUUUUGACAUCUCAACUUGGGACCAGAGUCAGUGUGGAGGUAGAAGUUUCUGCAUCUGCUGAUCUCAAUAAUGCAUUAUCUGGUAUUCGAGAAGAAUAUGAGGAACUAAUGGAAAAGAACCUGAGGAAAAUUGAAAACCUUUUUCUGCAAAGGAGUGAGAAGUUAAAUCAAAAAGUGACCUCUGGCUCCGAGCAGUUGCAGUCAGCUCAUACUGAACUAAUUGAUGUAAAACAUUCUCUGCAAACCUUGGAAAUCGAACUGCAACGUGAACAAUACAUGAUAUCAACUCUGGAGGAAACUUUAGCAGAGAAACAGGCUUAUUAUGUCUCAGAGCUUGCUCAGCUACAGGGAGUGAUCAAUAGUGUGGAAAGCCAAUUGGAUCAGAUUCGAACUGAGCUGGAAAGCCAGAUUGAGGAGUACCAACUUCUCAUGGACAAGAAAACCCAUUUGGAACAGGAGAUUAGUACAUACCAAUAUCUAAUGGAUGGACAUGGCAUCAAUUUAAUUGGACAACCUCCCUUCAGAGAACACAUUGAACAAAGUUCCAAUGAUGAACAGAAGGACAACGAAACUGCAGACAACAUGAGCCACAACGCCAGGCACUGCUACUCAUCUGCUGGAUCUCAUAUGGGAAGCCACCGUGCUGGUGGACCUCAUUCAGGUCAUGCGACUUCACAUCAUGGAGGGUCACACACGUCACAUCAUGGAGGAUCUAGCAUGUCCCACCAUGGAGGGUCUCAUAUGUCACAUCAUGGAGGUCACCACACAUCCGAUCAUGGAGGUCACCACAUAUCCAACCAUGGAGGUCACCGCAUGUCAAGUCAUGGAGGUCACCGCAUGUCAAGUCAUGGAGGUCACCAUAUGUCUCAUCAUGGGGGCUCCCAAAUGUUACUUCAUGGAGGUCACCACAUAUACGAUCAUGGAGGCUCCCACAUCUCACAUAAUGGAGGACAGAACACAUCACAUCAUGGAGGUCACCACAUGUCUCACCAUGGAGGUUCCCACAUGUCAAGUCUUGGAGAUCACCACACAUCCCAUCAUGGAGGUCACCGCAUGUCAAGUCUUGGAGGCUCCCACAUGUUACUUCAUGGAGAUAACCACAUAUCCCAUCUUGGAGGCUCCCACAUGUCACAUAAUGGAGGUCAGAACACAUCACAUCAUGGAGGUCACCACAUGUCUCAACAUGGAGGUUCCAACAUGUCAAGUCUUGGAGAUCACCAUAUGUCCCAUCAUGGAGGCUCCCACACAUCACUUCAUGGAGGCUCCCACAUGUCACGUCAUGAAAGCCAUCACACAUCCCAUCCUGAAGGUUCCCAAUUGUCCCAUCAUGGGGGCUCCCACAUGUCAAGUUAUGGAGGUCACAAUAUGUCCCACCAUGGAAACCACCACAUUUCUCAUCAUGAGGGUGAUAAUACAUCUCACAAUGAAGGCCACCACAGAUCCCACCAUGGAGGUUCUCAUGGCUCCCACCAUGGAAGCAAUCACAUGUCCCAACAUGGAGGUCACUGUGUGUCCCAUCAUGGAAGCCACCACAAAAAAGAAGUGUCCUUCUCAAAACAUGUUGGCCAUAGCCAUGAGGGUCAUCAUAGCUCCUCUGGAGGCCAUGGUGGCUGGAAGAGGGAUAGCCUAUUAGGUGUUAAUGAGAAAGAGAUCAUGCAGCUUUUAAAUGAACGCUUGUCAUCCUACCUCACCAAGGUUCGUUCACUUGAGAUGGAAAAUGCCCAGCUGGAUAGAAAGAUUUUUGAAUGGUAUGCAAGCUACCAGCCAAAAACACCUCCUGAUGGCACUCAUUACUACAGACUCAUUGAUGAGCUCCAGAACAAGAUUGCUGAAGCUGCUAUAGAAAAUGCCUGGAUGCUUCUUGAGACUGACAAUGCCAGGCUGGCUGCUGAUGAUUACAAGACCAAGUUAGAAAUGGAACAGACUUUGGCAAGUAAUGUGGAGAUGGAUAUCCAGAAGUUGGAAAGAGUGUUGGAGGGACUCUGGGGAGAGGCUGCAGAGCGUGGGAUGCAGGUCCGAAGCCUCCAAGAAGAAAGGGACUGUCUGAGAAACAACAGCGAAGAGGUAAUAGAAUCCCUCCUCUCCCAGCUGGGUGCCAGAAUCAACGUUGAACUGAAUGCCGCCCCAUCUAUUGAUCUAAAUGAAGCCUUGUCUGAGAUUCGAGAGGAAUAUGAAAGCCUUAUGGAGAGAAACCUCGGAGAAGCUGCAAAUAUGUUCCUUGGACAGAGCGAGGAGUUAACUCGUGAAAUGGAGUUUGGUUCAGAAGAGCUGCAGUCCAUUGAAACGGAAUUAAUUGAGCUGAAGCGUUGCAUGCAGGCCCUGGAAAUUGAGUUACAAAGUGAACUAAGCUUGAAAUCAGCUCUGGAGGGCACUUUGGCUGAGAUGGAAGCUACUUUUGGGUCCAAACUUGCUAAACUGCAGUGUCUGAUCAAUGGAUUGGAGUCUGAUCUGGCACAGAUUCGAUCUGACCUAGAACGUCAGAAUCACGAAUAUAGGACUCUCAUGGACCAGAAGAACCAUUUGGAGAUGGAAAUUGCCACCUACAAACGGUUGCUGGAUGGACAUGACAUUGAGUAA